Molecule: messenger RNA, 1083 nt
Organism: Colletotrichum truncatum
Lineage: Eukaryota; Fungi; Ascomycota; Sordariomycetes; Glomerellales; Glomerellaceae
Product: WD repeat domain-containing protein
Biological process (GO): protein import into peroxisome matrix
Cellular component (GO): peroxisomal matrix; cytosol
Molecular function (GO): protein binding
Source: RefSeq, a predicted model, not a curated record
AUGGCCCCUAUGCUGGAAUUCCGCACCCAGGGCUACAACCCCUACGCUGUGAAGUAUUCGCCUUACUACGACUCGCGCAUCGCUGUCGCAUCGUCAGCUAAUUUUGGCAUCGUUGGAAAUGGUCGAGUCUUUUGUUUGGGUCUGACGGCCCGUGGUGUCGAGGUCGAGACGACAUUCGACACAAACGAUGCACAAUAUGACUUGGCUUGGUCUGAAAUUAACGAAAACCAGCUCGUCGUGGCCUGCGGCGAUGGCUCAAUCAAGCUCUUCGACCUAGGCGUCAAGGACUUCCCUGUCAUGAACUUCCAUGAACACAAGCGCGAGACCUUCUCUGUCAACUGGAGUCCUAUCACAAAGGACACUUUUGUAUCGAGCUCAUGGGAUGGCACAAUUAAGCUGGUGAGUUGGCAAAACCCCAUUACCUCCUCUGUCGCGCCGAAGGCAUGGUCGCCGACCCGUGAUCACUCCCUCCGCACCCUCCCCGUCGGAAACUGUACCUAUAGCGCCUCUUUCCAGCCCUCCAACCCGAAUAUCAUCUCCGCCGUCUCAUCCGACUCCCAGAUCCGCAUCUUCGAUCUUCGCACGCCCGUCUCUUCGCGGUACCACCUGACCUCUAUGAUUCCCGUCCACGCCGCAGGGCCCUCGUUCCCUUCUGCCGCUCCUGGCGAGGUGCUCACGCACGACUGGAAUAAGUACCGCGAUACUGUCAUAGCCACAGGAGGCGUCGACCGCGCCGUCCGCACCUUUGAUAUCCGCAACCCUACCGCCGGACCCGUAGCGGUAAUGCAAGGGCACGAGUACGCCGUCCGCAGGCUAGCAUGGAGCCCGCACGCCGCAGACCUGUUACUGACUGCGAGUUACGAUAUGACGGUCAGGCUAUGGGACGAUCGCUCGAACGCGCCGCCCCAGGGACCUGCCGGCGCCGCGCAGGUCGGAGCGCAGGUCGGCAUUAUGAACAGGCAUACCGAAUUCGUGGUCGGUGUCGACUGGUGUCUGUUUGGAGUUGGAGGCUGGGUUGCGACGGUUGGGUGGGACGAAAGGGUUCUUUUGUGGGACGCGAAUGCUCUGCUUGCAGGCGGCUGA